Molecule: messenger RNA, 3118 nt
Organism: Pezoporus occidentalis (night parrot)
Lineage: Eukaryota; Metazoa; Chordata; Aves; Psittaciformes; Psittacidae
Product: olfactory receptor 14C36-like
Exons: 1
Coding region: 183-863 (226 amino acids)
Biological process (GO): G protein-coupled receptor signaling pathway
Cellular component (GO): membrane
Molecular function (GO): olfactory receptor activity; odorant binding; G protein-coupled receptor activity
Source: RefSeq, a predicted model, not a curated record
UACUGAACUUUUAUGAUAAAAUUGGAUUUCAUGUUAUCUUCCAAAGCUGUACAAACCACUGCUUCAGAGGACAGCUGACUCCCUGGUAGCACAUCAGCAGAGGUCCUGCUCCUCAUACUGCACUCAGCCAGCACAAACAAGAGAAAAGAAAUGCAUUUCAGCUGGGGAGAUUUCUAUGAAAAAUGGGGUGUCUUUGCUCAGAAGAGUCUGGCGUAAUCUUUCCCUAUCCUUUUCUUUUUUCAGUAAGUCCCCAUGCCAAGAGGCAGCAGAUGUCCAAUGGCAGCUCCAUCACCCAGUUCCUCCUCUUGGCGUUCGGAGACACGCAGGACCUGCAGCUCUUGCACUUCUGGCUCUUCCUGGGUAUCUACCUGGUUCCCCUCCUGGAUAAUGGCCUCAUCAUCACCACCGCAGCCUGUGACCACUGCCUCCACAACCCCAUGUACUUCCUCCUCAACUUCUCCAUUCUUGACCUGGGCUUCAUCUCCACAACUGUCCCCAGAUCCAUGGCAAAUUCCUUCUGGCACACAAGGAAAUUUUCUUUUUCAGGAUGUGCUGCCCAGGUAUUUCUGUUCGUCUUUUUCAUUUCAGCAGAGUAUUACCUUCUCACCAUCAUGUCCUAUGACCGCUACAUUGGCAUCUGCAAACCGCUGCACUACGGGACCCUCCUGGUUGGCAGAGCUUGUGCCCACAUGGCAGCAGCUGCCUGCAGCAGUGGGUUUCUCUAUGCUGUGCUGCACACUGUUAAUACAUUUUCACUGCCACUCUGUCAAGGCAAUUCUGUGGACCAGUCCUUCUGUGAACUUCUGCAGCUCCUUUUUAAUCUGAGAUCCAUCCUCCACAUUGCAGGAAUAAAUGGGAAAUGAAAACAGCUUUCUGGCUGCACCAGCUCUCUGAUGGCUGCUCUGUGUCUAUUUUGUACUGCAUGGCCAUGCAGGGUGAGAACUCACACCAGGAGGUUGUGGUGUAGAGGCAGGGCUUGUGGAAGCCAUCCAAGUGCAGGACAGAGGUGGCUUGAGCAGACCCAGAAUGUAACCCAAGGUCCAUUGUCACCACCCACCCAUUGGCCAUCUUUCUCUGGCCAUUUCCAGCCCUGGCUGUUCAACCCAGGUUUAAGGGUGAGUUUUACUGUAAGGCCAUCUCCAUCCUCCUGCUGAUCCCAGUGUCUGUAUCAUGGGAAUGGCCAAGCCUGCCCAGCUUCCCUCCUGGCCAGAGCCUGGCAGACUCUGGAGCAGAGAUGUCUGUGAAGCCCCGCAGGUGACUUGGUAUCUCCAGAAGCUUGGAGAGGCUGCCCAACAGGAAGGUCAUGGAGUGACAAAACACUAAGGAAUGCUGAGGGCAUCAUGUCAGAGGACCAUUCCUCACCCUGAAUGUACCCUGUCCUGUGCUGUGCUUGCACUGUGGGGCUGCGAUGUCACAGGACAGAGCACUAACAAGGGCCAUGAAGCAGCUGUCAAGGAGUGACAGCAAGGACAGGUACAGACAAGCGGUUUAUGUACAUUUCCUUUGCUCUGCAGGUAUGACUUUGGGAAAGGCAAAGCUCGUCUGGAAUUGGUGCCUGUAAGGAAAGUCAAGAGCAAAAAGAAGAGCUUCAGGACUUGAGAAAGAAAAUGCAGGGCUACAGCUGGAUGGAACAGCAGACAUCCAUGGGUCUGAGGGACUCAAUGCCUACUUGGCUUUUACAGGAAAGGUCUGUGAGCUCUGUGCUCAAUGAAGAGGUUCCAGAAAGAGGAGAGAACAUAUUUACAGGAACCUCAGGAAAUCCCAGAAGGACAAAUUCCAGUUUCUGCCCCUGCACGAGACUCACCUUGGCAAUGACGCUGCCUGGGUCUGUCUGUCUGGGAGCAGCCCAGUAGGUAAGGUCUUGGUCUGCUGGAGCUGGACAGGAGGCAGCCAUAUGACUGCCAGGGAGGCCACCAGCAUCCUGACCAAGGACCAUGGUCAGGAGACCAAGAGAAGGGAUGCUCUGGAAUACUCCAUGCAGGCUUCAGAUCCCCAGUUCAGGCAAGAUAUUGGAAAGGGCCCUCAGGGCUAGAACAUGUUGCCUGUCUGGAGAGGCUGAGGGAGUUGGAUUGUCCAGCCCAGGAAGAGGAGGCUGAUGAGGACUUCAUCACAGCCUGCCGGUACUGAUGAGGAGGUCAUGGAGAAUACAGAGUCAGAUUCCUCGCUAUUGUGCAUGGUGGGAUGACAAAAGGCAAAGGGAGAAGGUGAAAGAGGAGAGAUUUAGUCAGGACAUAGAGAAAAAUGUUUUCCCCAUGAGCAUAGCUAAGUGCUGGAACAGGUGACCCAGAGAGGCUGUGCAGUCUCUGUCCUUCGUGUUUUCUAACUCAGACUGUAUCAAGCCUUGAACAACUUUCUCUGACCCUGUUUCUGGCAGGUUGGACUGUAGAACUCCUGAGGUAACCUUCCAACCUCAGUUUUCUUAAGGCUCUAUUGCUAACUGGAGCAGAGCAGAUAUUGAUGAGGCAUGAAUCCUCCAAUGCUGUAGGUGAGCAUCACAACUAACAUCUGCUACCAGCAAAGAGAAGCUGACACCUCAGUGUUACUUGCUCUGUGCAGACUGUGGAGUCCUGGGCAGGGAAGGUUUUGGGGCCUGCAGCUCUAUGAAGGACACAAAUGAUCUUGUUUUAACACCUGCAAGCCUGUCAGGCAUCAGUUACUGUCUAUGAAAAUGAAAGUAUGCACAAAAUAUAGAAGCACUUUUUCAACAGCUCAGUCACUUGAGUACAUUUAAGACCUGGCAAUGUUUUCCCAAAAUGACAAAAUGAGAAAUUCCAGGAAGUGUAUUAAUGGUAGGAAAAGAAAUACUGAUCUUCCCCUGUACUUGUAUUACCUACUCUAUCUGUAAUUUCAUCACCCUCACCAUUCAGGUGUCUCUGACUCUCCGUAUCAAGUGGCCACAUCUAAAAACUUUUUAGCAGACAAUCUGGACAUAUACCCUUCCCAUUGCUCUCAGGAUUCCUCCUCCACUUGCUCUUUGGUCUUCCAGAUCCCCUCAAAUAUCUGCUCUCUGCUUUGAGCUGCAGGAAGCUAGAAACUUGCUUCAUCUUUCUAAAGUCCACACAACCUUAAUUGUGUUUAUAUCUAUCCUUUCUUAUCUCUCUAUUUAAAACUGUUCUAC